Molecule: messenger RNA, 1357 nt
Organism: Mercenaria mercenaria
Lineage: Eukaryota; Metazoa; Mollusca; Bivalvia; Venerida; Veneridae
Product: HAUS augmin-like complex subunit 4
Exons: 9
Coding region: 91-1197 (368 amino acids)
Biological process (GO): spindle assembly; centrosome cycle
Cellular component (GO): HAUS complex
Molecular function (GO): microtubule minus-end binding
Source: RefSeq, a predicted model, not a curated record
UCAAUUUAUCAUUUUCCUAUCUGUUUUUACUUAAAUUCGAGAUGUGCAUCAAAAUAUUGCGCGAAACGUGAAAUUACGAGACGUUCAGUGAUGACAGCUAGAUCGGAAGAACGGAAGUUUUCGGCAUUUUACGAGAAAAUCAACAGCCAGCUUCCACACAUAAAUAUUAGUGCAAGCGAAGUGGAAAAAUACCCAGAUUUUUGUGUACUGCUGACAAAAAUAGCAUCUUAUAUUCAACCAGAUGGUGUCUCAACUCAGACAAGUAAAGAUCUUAAACAGGCAGAAGAAGUGUUAAGGCAUGAGAAGCAUUCCUGGUUGUUGAACCACAUUCUAUAUCUGGAGGUUCAGGAACUGCUGCUGGAUUAUGAGCUAAAGAGUCAAGACAUUUCUCUCUCAUCUAGAGAUCAACAGUUCCACAAGAUCUUACAGCAAUGUCUGACACAAGCAGAAAUAGGUGAUUACCUAGACUUCAGUCCAGAUCCCAGUUCCAAAGUCACCACCCUAGGACUCAGUAGGGAGGAAUUAAGUGCCCAGAAUCCAUAUAAAAAGCAUUUACAGUCAUUACAACAGGCUUUAAUACCAGAGAUAGAAGAAAGAUUGAGAAAAAAGUGUGAAACUUUGGUUGUUGCACAUGAUCCACAGAAUUCAUCCACAGAAAGUACAAAAUUAACAUUUGCCAAAUCGUCCCAGUUACCAGCUAUAGUUGAGAAUGAUAAGCAUCACCUAGAAGAAGAAAAACAUCAGCUGAAAGAGGACUUUGUCAAAAAGGAUAAACAGUUUGCAGCAUAUUAUCAGAAACUGCUAGAUUCAUUAGGUCUGUUAGAAACUCUCAUAUCUAAGUUCAAACUGGAGAAGCAGUCAGAACACGACACGAUAACAACAGAAUGGCUGUAUGCUAAAUGUGAUGCUAUGUGCCUUAAGAUCAGGCUUGUUGAGUUACAGAUUUUAUGUGAUACAUAUACAGUAGAAACAUUAGAGUCAUUAAAAAUCAUCAGGAAACAUUUGGAUGAUGCAUACAGAGACAGUGAAAAGGAAAAGCUUCAUAGGCAACAGGCUAUAAAGGCGUAUGAUUCUGUCGGUGAUGGUUUCGAAGAGAUUGUAGCAGAGUUUGGUAAAAUGAAGGCAGAAUUAGAAAAUAAACAAUGGGCCUUGGCAGAAUUUGACAAGAGUAAUGAGCAGAAGGGCACCGCCACUUGAAUGAUGAUCUAAAUACAUUUUAGGUUAUAGAGAGCUAUUUAUUGUUGCCACAUAAUGUGCUUCAGAAUACUGUACUACAUGUAUAGUGCUGAAAAGAAAAUGUUGCAAUAAAAGUGUUUAUACGAGAUAUUUUAUUGCCGAAUAAAGUAUUCAAAGAAAU